CUGCAGCUCUUGUGGGGUGUUCCCGGUCUGCAGUGGUCAUUAUCUAUCAAAAGUGCUCCAAGGAAGGAACAGUGGUGAACCAGUGACAGGGUCAUGGACGGCCGAGGCUCAAUGAUGGCUGGCCCGUGUGGUCCGAUCCAACAGACGAGCUCCUGUAGCUCAAACUGCUCCAGAAGUUAAUGCUGGUUCUGAUAGAAAGGUGUCAGAAUACACACAGUUUGUUGCGUAUGGAGCUGCAUAGCUGCAGACCAGUCAGGGUGCCCAUGCUGACCCCUGUCCACCGCCCAAAGAGCCAACAGUGGACACGAGAGCAUCAGAACUGGACCACGAGCAAUGGAUGAAGGUGGCCUUGUCUGAUGAAGAGCCCAUGCGACAAGUCAGGGCUGUUUUGGCAGCAAAAGGGGACCAACACAAUACAAUACACAAAAAACAUUUUUUACUCAUUUAUUAUUAUGUUUACAUAUUAUUAGGUGACCAUUACUAAUUACUGGUGCUUGUGUUUUGGUUUGGAUGGCCUCUUUUACAGAUAUUAUGUAUUUAUCAAGCAUACAGUGCAUUUAGAAUGGUAUUUUCUUGAUUCGCUAAAAUGAACAUCUUUGAGGGGAAAAGGGGGGGCUCAUAUGGGGCUUGCUAUGCCACUGCACCAUGACAUGUGUGUUGUGUUGAGUCUGGAGCAGAAGUUUUUCAGUGAAUGUGCUUUGGAUAAUAUUUUAAAAAUAUAGUGGUGAAUUAAUAUUGCUUCAUAAAACUGAGGUUAAACCAUUGGAGUCACAUGGAGUACUUUAAUGAUGUCUUUCCUGGGUCUUGAAUGUGUUAGUUGCAUUGCCCCCAAUGGAGGAACAGAAAGCUUUAACUCUUUCAUGUUAUCUGAUUGAGUUCAUGAGGAAAUUGAAGGGUUACAGAUGACAGGAAGCAAGUAGAGAGGGGGUUGAGUGACUAAUAAUCAAACUUUAACCUGAUAAAAUCUAUUUAUUUAAUGUUAUCUGUGUUAUAUUUCAUCUGCAAUAACAAUGUGAACUUUUAACAUGUGAACUGUCUUCUGCAGGAAUCUAGAGAAAUUAAUGCACAUUUCCAUGAUCAGUAUCUGCUCAUCAUGGUGUCGCACCUGUUUUCUGCUGGCACUGACAUGACAGGAAAGUAGAGUUUGUCCUUUGUGAAACCACACAUUAACCAGUGUUGCAUUAGCUGAACAAUUGAGAUGAGCUGAUGCACCGUGACCACACUUCAACACAAGCAAAGACAUUUUCAGCGAUAUAAAAACCCACCGUUGUCGUCUGGUCUAGCUCAUCUCUUGGUGUGAAGGGUUUUUGUCGUCUGGUUGUGAGUGAAUGACUUUUCUGAUCUUCUCAUCUUUGAGCACCUGAAACAAAAUAUAUACAGACAACAAUAUUCUCAGCAUCUGUUCUUCAUCUGAGGGGUUUGACUGAAUCAAGAUGCUGCUGAUCAUUGAAGCUCUUCUUCUCAUUUCAUCUGCUCUAGGACGGGAUCACAGAGAUGCUGUUGAAGAACACAAAUUGGAUAUGGCACUGAAUUCUGUUGAUGACUAUUAUUACGGCUGUAGACAGAACAUGGCUAAAAAGGUGAAGGAAAAAUAUCUAAAUGAGAAAUGCGAUAACUCUGAAUUUGAAAGAAAUGGAUUUAAAAAUGCUUGGCAAAAAGGUGAAAGUUAUGUAUCGAACCAGAAAAAAAUGAAACAUGAUACCUUGAAAUGUAACUUCAUUGCCAUUUAUGUGUACACUGACAUAGAUUUUAAAAUAUAUCAAAUAUUCAAUAAUGACGCUCGUAAUGGAAAACAAAACUACAAAGACGGGACAUACAAAUGGUAUUCACUUCAAUUUCUGUUAACAGAAGCGAUAGAGAUUCUGAGGAAAAAACAAAAUAGAUGCUUUAAAACCUUUCGUGGUACAAAUCUUACAUUUAAUGAGAUUACUUUUCCAGAAAUUCGUUUCGGCUCGUUUACAUCCUCCUCUCUUGAUCGUUACAUAGCAAAACGUUUUGGAAAUAAAUCCUGUUUUGAAAUCUACACUUGUUUAGGUGCUGAUGUGUCAGAAUAUUCUAGGCUUCCUUAUGAGAAAGAGGUGCUGAUUCCUCCAUAUGAGAAGUUUAAAGUCACUGCUGUCAGGACAAAAAAAUAUCAGAAAGAUCUCUGGUGUGAGACUGUGUACACUUUGAAAAACUCUGGAACAAGAAGUGAACUGAACUGUGCUCUAUUCAAACCACCCAAAAACAUAACAAAGCACUAUGGUGUGUUUAAUUUCUGGUGUGACACUGUAUUACUGUGAAAAACUCUGUGCACCAUGGUAUCCAACAGUGCAAAACAAGUUACUUUCUUGAACUCUGUACUAAUUUUAACAUUAUUUUGUGUUAACCUGUUGAUACUGCAUGUUUCUUGUUGCUAUUGAACACUGAGGUAAACAUCAGAAAAUCAAAAAGUGCUUAAGCUUUUUUAUUACUAUUUUUCAGAUUCAACUUCUGUCAACCAAAUAAAUCUC
Molecule: messenger RNA, 2492 nt
Organism: Megalobrama amblycephala (Wuchang bream)
Lineage: Eukaryota; Metazoa; Chordata; Actinopteri; Cypriniformes; Xenocyprididae
Product: erythroblast NAD(P)(+)--arginine ADP-ribosyltransferase-like
Exons: 3
Coding region: 1434-2282 (282 amino acids)
Molecular function (GO): NAD+ poly-ADP-ribosyltransferase activity; NAD+-protein-arginine ADP-ribosyltransferase activity
Source: RefSeq, a predicted model, not a curated record